UGUUGCUAAAAAGGAGAAGCCAGAAGAGCCCGAUCAUUUCUGUGCAAGGCCAGCUGCUUGGAGCAUGAAGCCGGAAUUUGAAACGCCUGUGAAGCUGAAGGCACAGCACUGCUCUCUUCUACCAGCUGGAGCAGAUCCCCAAAGGGAAAACCUCAAUAAGGACUUUCAUCUUGGGAAAGAAAUGCCCAACUACGACUCCCUGGAAAAAACAGAGGGGGGCAAGAUAGAAGAAAAGAAACCCCGAGCAGAGGAAGGGGCCUUUAGUGGUAAUGCUCCUGAAACGCCGCAUUCACCAGAUUGUGACACUCUUGUGCCAGAUGUCACCUUGGGUAAAUCUCAAGAAAUGUCACAUUCACCGGACAGUGACACUUCUGUGAUAGACCUCACCUCAGGUAAAUCUCCAAAAAUGCCACAUUCACUGGACAGUGAAACUCUUCUGCCAGAUAUCACCUCAGGUAGUGCUCAUGAAAAACCGCAGUCCCAGAGCUGUGACACUCUUGUGCCAGAUCUCAACUUGGGUAAUGGUCAUGAAAUGCCGCAUUCACCAGAUUGUGACACUCUUGUGCCAGACAUCACCUCGGGUAAAUCUCAAGAAAUGCCGCAUUCACCGGACAGUGACACUUCUGUGAUAGACCUCACCUCAGGUGAAGCUCAAGAAAUGCCACAUGAACCGGACAGUGACACUCCUGUGCCAGACCUAACCUCGGGUGAAGCUCAAGAAAUGCCACAAGAACCGGAUAGUGACACUCCUGUGCCAGACCUCACCUCGGGUAAUGCUCAUGAAACUUUGCAGUCCCUGAACUCUGACACCCUUGUGCCAGACCUCACCUUGGGUAAUGGUCAUGAAAUGUCGCAUUCACCAGAUUGUGACACUCUUGUGCCAGACAUCACCUCGGGUAAAUCUCAAGAAAUGUCACAUUCACUGGACAGUGACACUUCUGUGAUAGACCUCACCUCAGGCAAUGCUCAUGAAAUGCCUCAUUCACCAGAUUAUGACACUCUUGUACCAGAUGUCACCUCGGGUGAAGCUCAAGAAAUGCCACAUGAAUCGGAAAGUGACACUCCUGUGCCAGACCUCACCUCGGGUGACCACAGGAACUCAGAACUGAGAAUCAUCCUUGUUGGCAAAAGCGGUGGUGGGAGAAGUGCAACUGGAAACACCCUCCUUGGGCAGAACCUGUUCAAAUCCCAACUUGGGGCAAAGGCAGUAACCAUGAGGUGUGAGAAAGGACAAGGCAGGCGCAAGGAACAAGGAAUCAUGGUGAUUGACACCCCAGAUCUGUUUAACCCCCACAGCUGCAAUGCAGAAAUCUACGAAGAAGUCAAGCACUGCCUCGCACUCUCCCAGCCAGGACCCCACGCAGUCGUGCUGGUGACCCAGCUGGGCCGUUACACUGAGGAGGACAAGGCAGCUGUGAAGAGGGUCCAGGAUGUGUUUGGGAAGGAAGUCCUGAAGCACACCAUCAUCUUAUUCACCCGGAAAGAAGACUUGGGUAAUGGGUCCCUAAAGGAAUAUGUGACUCAGUUACGCAACAAAGAUCUUCAGGCCCUGAUCCGGAAGUGUGGGGAGCGAUUCUGUGCCUUCAACAACAGAGCAACAGGGGAAGAACAGAAUGAGCAGGCUAAUGAGCUGAUGGACAUGAUCCAGAGGAUGGUCCAGCAGAAUGGAGGUGGCUAUUAUUCCAACAAGAUGCAUCUGGAACCAAGCAUAACUGAAGAGAGAUUGAGAGACCACAUGAAAGGAUGCAAUAUAGCCAGGGUACAGGCUGAGAAAUGCAUCUCUAAAAAAUAUCUGGGGGUUCUUUUUGCUAUUUGUGUUGCAGUUCUUAUUGUUCUCCUUCUUGUUUUCCUUCUUUAGACAUUAAUUGUGUGUCAUCUCAGUUCUCCAGCCAGCAUCACCCCAAUGUUACUAUUGUUAAUCAUUUUUAUUGUGCUGAUGCUUACGAGCCAAUCAAACAGAUGCCUGUUGUGCCUCAUCAGUGUAGCACCUUUGUACUAAACACAAUUCAGGUGAUUAGUACUUUCUCUUUACUAAAAUUUACAGCAGAACAGUUUAACUUUGCUGGGUCUGCUUCCAACUGCAGCUCACCUGGGUUUACAAAGUUUAUCCCCUCUGCAGAAGAAGAGGCUACAGCGGGGAAGAGCACAACAUUAUAUCAGGUCUCGCCAAGUCUAAAGGCUGUCAGAGUGAUGAACAACAAAAAUGGCUGCUCUUUGCCACACAGGGCAGUGCCUGAGGUAGGUUUGUUCUACAGCAAAGCAAAUUCAGUUAAAGUCUCAGGAAGUAUUUCCUGCCUGUAAGAGCAUCAGGACAGUGGGACAAGCUACCUAAGAAGCUGUGGGAUGUCCUUUGUUGGAGAAUUUCCAAUAGAGGUUGGACAUGUGUUUGUGCAGGAUGGAUCCAGGUGCAUGGACCAGAUGACCCCUGAGGCCCGUUUCACCUCUAGGAUUUUGUGGUCUCCACUUGUGUAAGUGGAUAAUGCAGAUUUGGGCCAAUGUAGUUGUUCCCAAUGAAGUUUUGCAGCUGUGUGUUUUAACUGGCUUCUGAGCAGUACCUUAGAUUUACUACCAGGUAUCAGAGAACAGAAUUUGUACAGAGACUUGGAUGGAUCUUGGAAGUCCCUUGGAGACUUGUACAGGGACCUGUGUGAUAUCUUCAAUCAUCACAGCAGUUCAAAUUCUGCAGCACCAAGCAUGGCAUCUUUGUAAUGAAACAUAAGGUCCUGACACUCUCAAGCUCACAGUCAGACAUGGUAUAACAAGGUGUAAAUUAUUUUGAUAUUUUGCAAGACAUCAGCAAUGUGCCCAUAAAGUUCAUUUGUGGUAAUGUACAGUUAGAGAAGUUCAUACAUACAGAACCAAGAGGAGAAAUAGGAAAAGCAAAAGAGAAAGAGAGUGACACGAGGCCCCCUUGUAGACCUUUGUGUUUAGCACUGGUGACUGUGAGCAUUUCCAGAUGACCUUGGUAAGUGGUUCUAGGCCUGUAUGUCAUUCCAAGCUUGUCCAUCAUUGAUGGUGCUUGUCUCAAUUGCAGUCUUCCUCCUGCAGGCAAGCAGUCUUGGUAAAGGGAGUUUUGCUGCCUGGACAGAGCUCUGGCCUCAUCAGCUUCUGAGAACAGAGGAAAAUAUGUCCUUGAGCCUACAGUGCUGAGGUGGAGGGAGUCAAGGUGUAUUUGCACCCCCUCCAUCCACCCCUUUGAUUCCUGCUCCAUCUAAACAAAAAACAGUACCUGCCCAUGGCAGCAGCAUUUUUAUUCAGGCAGCAGUUGACGGAGUAUAUUGAUGUCAUGGCUCAUUAUAAUAUAUCUGAUUCCUUCUAAACUCUUCAUCCCACAGGUGUUAACAAUGCUCUCUCCUUUUUAACUGUUUUGAUUUGCACUAGUCAAACUAUCUUUUCUUCUGCUGUUCUGCUGUCUGUUAGUGGAUCCCAGUUAUUUAGUCUCCAUUGCACAGCCAUGCAGGCUGUUUUUAACUCUAGCUAAAAUUAUCAGCUCAGAUGAAGAAAUAACUUUCAGUGAAGUACUGGAUGUGUUGUCAAGAUGGUCAAGAAAGCUAGAUAUUAUUUUAUGAAUCUGAAAAAGAGAUGACUAUUUAAUUCUAAGGACUAUCAUAUAAAUGAAACAUAUUUUAAUUCAUUUUUUGGCCUAGUUUGUUCUGUCUCAUAUACAUGAAAGCACAUUCCAAUAAAGUUCUUGCAGUAU
Alligator sinensis (Chinese alligator) is the source of this 3700-nucleotide messenger RNA. RefSeq names its product immune-associated nucleotide-binding protein 6-like. Gene Ontology annotation, molecular function: GTP binding. Lineage: Eukaryota; Metazoa; Chordata; Crocodylia; Alligatoridae. Bases 65 to 1858 code for a protein of 597 amino acids. The transcript is spliced from 17 exons. The record is from RefSeq and is a predicted model, not a curated record.